AUGGAGCAUACAAAUACAUCUUUGGAUGAUAUUCAAAUUGAUGAACAACACGAAAAAGCACAAGAAGAAUUAAAUGAAAACAAUGUUCAACCUCUCUCAAUCGCUCCAACAAUUGGAAUGGUUUUUGAAACUGUUAAUGAAGUGAAGUUAUUUUAUAGACAAUAUGCAAUAUCAAAGGGUUUUGGAAUUCGUACAAGGAGUUCAAGGAAGAACAACAAGAACGAAUUAUGUUACUUCAUGAUGGUGUGUUCUAGGGCUGGAAAAUAUGUCUCCCCCAUUCAGAAUCAAAUGAUUGGACGUCCAACAUGUGCUAAUGAUUGUUCAGCUCGAAUGAUUGUAUCAAAAAGAGAUGAUAAGUGGUACAUUUCAGGAUUUGAUGAUGUAUAUAGUCAUGAUCUUAGUCCAACAAAGUCCAGAUUGUUCCGAGGCAAUAAAAGAAUGAAUCUCAACGUCAAAAGAACUCUAGACUUGAAUGUCGAAGCAGGAGUUAGGAUUAACAAGAGUUUUCGGUCCUUGGUUUGUGCAACAGGAGGUUAUGAGAACAUGGAGUUUGUCGAACACGAUGUGGUGCUUGUGGCAUAUAAUGAAAAAAAAAUACCUGAGAAGUUACAGAGUUAUUCAGCUUACAAAGAUAUCAAGCGCCAACGUAAGCAAGUUGUGUACAAUUCUGAUUUAGUUGAUAAUUUUGUUUAUGGAUGGGAGAGGAUGAUAACAACCUUUUCACUUCACACGAAUGAAUGGUUUUCUUCACUUUACGAAGAACGUCAUAGGUGGGUUCCUUGUUACUUGAGAAACAGUUUUUGGGCUGGCAUGUCAACAACUCAGAGAAGUGAGAGCAUGAAUGCAUUCUUUGAUGGAUAUAUUAACUCACGCACUACUCUUCAAGAAUUUGUUAAACAAUAUGACAAUGCACUACAACACAAGACAGAGAAAGAGACCCAAGCUGACUUCACGUCAUUAAACACAACUCUUCCAUGCGGUUCACAAUCACUCAUAGAGCGGCAAUUCCAAAAGCAUUACACACAUGCUAAGUUUACAAAAAUACAGUCAGAAUUUAGAGGUAAAAUUAAUUGUUUCGUUGAUGGCAUUGUGGUACAAGAUAAUUCGUCACUGUACAAAGUCAUGGAGGACUCCAUUCAUAAUGAAAUAAGGGAAGAGAGGGCAUUCAUGGUUACAUUUCAGCGAGACACAAUGGAUGUUAAUUGUAGUUGUUUGCUUUUUGAGUUUAGGGGCAUUAUAUGUAGACACUGUGUUUGUGUUUUGGCCCAAGAGCGAGUAACAUAG
Vigna angularis (adzuki bean) is the source of this 1284-nucleotide messenger RNA. Its product is annotated as protein FAR-RED ELONGATED HYPOCOTYL 3-like. The record is from RefSeq and is a predicted model, not a curated record. Lineage: Eukaryota; Viridiplantae; Streptophyta; Magnoliopsida; Fabales; Fabaceae. Gene Ontology annotation, molecular function: zinc ion binding. The coding region runs from base 1 to 1284 and encodes 427 amino acids. The transcript is spliced from 2 exons. Gene Ontology annotation, biological process: regulation of DNA-templated transcription.